Molecule: messenger RNA, 3487 nt
Organism: Megalops cyprinoides (Indo-Pacific tarpon)
Lineage: Eukaryota; Metazoa; Chordata; Actinopteri; Elopiformes; Megalopidae
Product: ADP-ribosylation factor 1-like
Exons: 5
Coding region: 84-629 (181 amino acids)
Biological process (GO): vesicle-mediated transport; intracellular protein transport
Cellular component (GO): plasma membrane; cytoplasm
Molecular function (GO): GTP binding; GTPase activity
Source: RefSeq, a predicted model, not a curated record
GUGAAAGACGCCAUUUUGUUGAUAGCGGUGAAGUGGAGCACUAGAGAAAGAUCGAGAAAGCCGCGGCUCUGAGAUAAAACAACAUGGGGAAUGUUUUUGCAAACCUGUUCAAGGGCCUGUUUGGGAAGAAGGAGAUGAGAAUCCUCAUGGUGGGGCUGGAUGCAGCAGGGAAAACCACCAUCCUGUACAAACUCAAACUGGGAGAGAUCGUCACCACUAUCCCCACCAUCGGUUUUAAUGUAGAAACAGUAGAAUACAAGAACAUCAGCUUCACGGUGUGGGAUGUGGGCGGUCAGGACAAAAUCCGGCCCCUCUGGCGUCACUACUUCCAGAACACGCAAGGGCUGAUCUUCGUGGUGGACAGCAACGACAGGGAGCGUGUGAACGAAGCGCGGGAGGAACUGACGAGGAUGCUGGCGGAGGACGAGCUGCGGGACGCAGUCCUGCUGGUUUUCGCAAACAAACAGGACCUGCCCAAUGCGAUGAACGCAGCGGAGAUCACAGACAAGCUGGGCCUGCACUCCCUGCGCCACCGCAACUGGUACAUCCAGGCCACCUGCGCCACCAGCGGGGACGGCCUCUACGAGGGCCUGGACUGGCUCUCCAACCAGCUCAAAAACCAGAAAUGAUCCAUUCCACUGGCAGCGUGUGACGGGUGCAGCACCGGCCCCACCCCGAACCUCCCCCUUUCCCCAAACCGUCUCCCCCCGUGCCCUGACUGGUGCUGCCCUGUGUGUGUGUGUAUGAGCGUGCGUGUGAGUGUGUGUCUGAGCUGGGAGUGGGAGCCGCCCUGGCGUGCCUUACACACCUCCCAUGGAAACAUCUGUCCGGCUCUCUGAGCGCUUCCUCUUGGUCCUCGUUUAGAGCAACGUGCGACUCACCACACGUUCCGCUCACCCCGACUCAUGGCAGCGUGGUUUUCACAUGGCAAAGAAAGACCCAGGAUGCAAAGUGUUGUCACCUCUCGAAAGGAGAAAAUAAUAACCUGAUAUACAUCACCAGUGUUAAAAUGUUAGGAAGACACGCAUGUUAAAAUGUUGGUUUGAAUCCUCCCUCCCCCUUUAAAAAUAACAUUGUAACCUGUAUCAGGUUGGCAGAAAAGUCAAUAAAAAGCGUUUUCCAUCCUAGUUCCUUCUUUGCGUUAUUUGAAAAUCAUGCUGUUUUAUUUUUUACCUUUGUUACAAAAAGAGUCCAACUUGCAGCUGUGGUUCUCCAUUGGACACUACCUUUUUCAUUUUGAGACCAUGAAGCACAAGCCAACUUUUGUGUGACGUUUUUCCCUUGUAUGUUCAGGUUCGGUGAAAAACUGUCAUAUAGUAUGACCUGUCUUUGUUGUCUUAAUCGUUUUCAAGACAAGGUGUCGUUCCUGUUGAGUCAGUUAAGCGAAAGGUCAUGAUUGACUGUUUGGGCUGUUUGUGACCGUAAGACCUACAGGGUUUUUUUUUUUUUUUAAAAGGAGCAGUGACUGCUUUGCCGGAUUUUAUGUAUUCUGUAUCAAAGCUAUUGGGCAUUCCACGACAGGGAAGAGGAUUACUCUCAGAAAUGCAGUUGACUAUAGGCCUUCAUCACAGUAGAUUUUCUUGUUUUGAGCAGUGUUACAUACAUGGAGAUAAUGGUUUAGCUGUAGUUCAGGAUUUCUAAAUCAAAUGCAGCAAAACGGUGUGCUGUGUCCCACUGCACAGCAAAUAGCACCUCAGUUGACUUGUCAGUUGUGAAAGUAUCAAAUUUGCAUUGUGCACUCUGUAGAAAGGGGUCCUGAGGUCAAAAACAAGGCUUCUUUUUUUAAAAAAUAUCAGGCAUCAUAAAUUAAAUCCAAUUUCAAGCAAGUAUCAAUGUACUUAAAAAUAUGCCAUCUAUAAACUCAGUCUUCAGGGCCUAAGCUGCAUGCAGUGUGGAUCUGGCUCAACACUCAAAGGACACACUGUCGUAUUGUCAUGUAUCGUCGGGAUGGGACGACGUCCUGCUGGGAACCAUUGCUGUUUUUUUUUUCCUUGGUCAGACGUCUCAUGCAUGUGGGGUUUCAUGAACUCAUCAGCCCGUGGGGUUGACCAAGGCGUUGAGUAUGGGAAAUGCAAUAACAGGUUUGGCUUGAUCGUGUGGGAGAGCUGAAGUAAUGUGUUCAAGGUUAGUGAGGUUUCUACCAAGAGCUGCUCCCACUCUGGCUUUGUACACUUUUUCUUAUGUUUUGUUCUUAUUUUAAUUUUGAAUUUUUUGUACAGAACACUUGACUCAUUAGCACAGUCUGGUAGGCCAGGUGUACAGUUACAGUUGAAAGCAAAGUGACCCACAUAGUUGACACAGGGCCAGUUGCGGUUCAUUUAGGGACAGUCAUCACUGAAGAGGGGCUUGCAGAAUGAUUUCUCACAGUGCGUUGUGUGGCCUUGGGAGGUUUUCAUAGAGGGAGGUGUGCUUGCCCAAAGAAUGGGGUACAAUUUGACCCAUUCACCAUUUGUGCUGUGUUUAUAUGAGGUCUACAGCAUGAAUAUUACCUGGCCUCCCUCGCUGCAGUUCUUUUCCAAGUCCAGGUUCUGACAUCCUGCUCCACAACCUGGAAAUUCUCUGUAUAAUCAAAAGUUGGCAAUCAUAUUUCAUCAGUGGAGCACACCCUCUAUCCUCCACAAUGAUUUCCUGCUGUAAGCAAGCUUUUUUUAUCACAGUGUUGAGUCAUAAAUAGUUGAGGAUUGCUUGGUCCUGCACAGCAGAGUGACUCUGUAGAGGUUCACGAGAAAUGCAGCGUGAGCAAGCGGACCCUGAACUCUGCAGCAGUGGAGGGGGGGGAAGGGGGGGGAAGGAGCCGGCCUAUAAGCAACAGUGCUUCCCAGACUCCCCCCCUGUUGGGCUGGAAUAACCUGGUGUCAACAUAAAUGCACCUCAGUCACCUGUAUUACACGAUGCGUCUGCAAAGCUCUCACUGGCGCAGUAGCCCCGUGAAAGCUUGCAGAUGCUCUCAUCUGCUUGGUGCUCCAUUCAAGGGAUCUUUCACAGGAACAGUUGCAUAAGAGAUGACAGAGCAGUUGCCGGAAUUUAAGCCGGCAAAGGAAAAUGCCUGUAAAGCAUAACCUCAAAAGCCACUGAAACGGUAUUUAUUUUCUACAUGCCCUGCUUACCUGUAAGUGUGUCUGAAUAACCUCACAGCUCAGUGCUGUCCUCCCUAGAGAGGGGAGACCUCUCUGUGUACAACUGAAAAAAACUGCAAUUUAUGAAAAAUGCACCAAACUCAGUGUGCAGACAUACACAACUCAUGUCUACUUUGGCCUUUUAUGUCUGCCAUGGAAACGUAGACCUAGCUGAAAAAAAAAAUCCAUUGCAUUUUGAAUGGUGUGUAUCUACGUGGCAAGUAAUUAUUAAUAUGUUUAUGAACUUAAGUAUGAAAAUGUAUUUUAAGUAGGCAGUUUCAUUUUAGCUACCCAUGUUCAGAUGUGAAGCUUUAAGUUUGAGAAAUUAUUUCUGUAAAAAUUGACAAGCGGGUGUGCAAAUGUAUUUUUUU